CAACGCGUUCGAAACGCUUGAGAACUGAGGAGGAAGAGGAGGAGGAAGAGGAGGAGGAAUAGAAGAUACAUACUGACGCUGAACCAGUAAUGCAAAAUGCCGGUUUUUACCUGCGUGUAUGAUCACUGCACACGAGAAAAGUUGCAUAGUUUCGCCACAUGUCGCUCCACAGUACCUGCAUGGUCCUGCUCUCUGUAUCUCAAGAAACAUCGCAAGGUGCGCCUACCUGCAGCGCGAGCGAAACCAUUCGCUCGUUUGCAGGCCUACAGACAACAUCCGGGCCUCCGCUUCGCCUAACGAUAUUUGGGGACGUACUCAAGAUGUAUAAUAUUGAGCCUAGCAGGCUAAAAUCGGAGAACCCUUUAUGUUGCGGAUGUAGGACAGUGAAUGCAAAACGCGUUUGCAUUACCGGUUCAGCGCCAGUAGGUACAUGGUGGCUAUGAGUAGCCUUGAUUCCGAACGAAGCUGGCUGCAGGGCCGUUGCGCUUCAUGACGCCGACGUUCGCUAAGCAACACUCAGACCUUCGCAGUACAAA
This is a messenger RNA of Fomitopsis serialis, 536 nucleotides long. RefSeq lists its product as uncharacterized. The record is from RefSeq and is a predicted model, not a curated record. The transcript has a single exon. Lineage: Eukaryota; Fungi; Basidiomycota; Agaricomycetes; Polyporales; Fomitopsidaceae. Bases 159 to 443 code for a protein of 94 amino acids.